Molecule: messenger RNA, 2614 nt
Organism: Populus euphratica (Euphrates poplar)
Lineage: Eukaryota; Viridiplantae; Streptophyta; Magnoliopsida; Malpighiales; Salicaceae
Gene: TPS04
Product: terpene synthase 04
Exons: 12
Coding region: 46-2556 (836 amino acids)
Biological process (GO): diterpenoid biosynthetic process
Molecular function (GO): terpene synthase activity; magnesium ion binding
Source: RefSeq, a predicted model, not a curated record
UGAUCAGAAAGAAGAAGAAAAAAACACACUCAAUUUCUUUUAAUUAUGGAAUUUUCAACAUCUUUCAAUAUUCAAGCUUUAGUUAAAACGAUCAAGGAAGAGUUGUUGUCAGUCAACAACGAUCCAUAUUCGUUUAUUGCACCUUCUGCUUAUGACACUGCAUGGUUAGCCAUGGUUCCGGAUAUGUCCGAACCACGUCAACCCAUGUUCAAGAACUGCUUGGAUUGGGUGCUCAACAACCAGAACGUAGAAGGGUUCUGGGGAGAGUAUGAUGGCCAUGGCAUGCCCACUAUUGAAUGCCUUCCUGCAACAAUUGCUUGCAUGAUUGCACUCGAACGGUGGAAUGCAGGAGAAAUGAUUAUUGAUAAAGGUAUGGCCUUCAUUGAAGCUAACGCAGAGAAGCUUAUUGGAGAGAUAUAUGACUCUAACUGUCCUCGUUGGUUUGCCAUCGUUUUCCCUGCAAUGGUUGAGAUGGCGCAAAUUAAUGGUCUGGAGAUCAUUUUUCCUGAUAGGAUAAAGAGGGUGGUGAUGAGCAUAUUCUACAAAAGGGAACAAAUUCUUGAAAGGGAAGAACUUGUGGACAAGUAUCAUUAUCCUCCAUUACUAUCAUAUCUUGAAGCAUUGCCUGCUCUAUAUAAUUUUGAUCAAGAAGAUGCACUUAAGCACUUGCAUGCCGAUGGUUCAUUAUUCCAAUCCCCCUCUGCUACAGCAAGUGUUUUCAUGGCUACUGGAAACAAAGACUGCUUGAAUUACCUUCAAACUUUAGUUCAAAAAUGUACUAAUGGAGUCCCGCAAACUUAUCCUAUGGAUGAAGAGCUAUUAAAGCUUUGUAUGGUUAACCAAAUGCAAAGGUUGGGUUUGGCUGAGCAUUUUAACCAAGAGAUUGAAGGACUGCUGGAACAAGUUUACAGGAAUUACAUGAACCAAGAGUCAUGGCCAAAAUGGACAAAUUCGAUGGCAACACAGCUAUACAAAGACUCUUUGGCAUUUUGUCUGCUGAGGAUGCAUGGAUUUCGUGUAUCUCCAAGGAUGUUUUGUUGGUUCCUACUUGAAGAAGAACUUCAAGAUCAAAUUGAAAGCAACCAUGAAUAUUUCUCAAGUGCCAUUCUUAAUGUUUAUCGAGCUACCGAUCUUACGUUUCCUGGAGACCAUGAACUUGAGGAGGCAAGGUCAUUUUCAAGGAAGUUGCUUGAGAAAACCAUAUCAAUUGGAAACGAAGACGAACAUACUGUUCCUUUGCCAAGUUUCCACUCAGUGAUUAAGCAUGAGUUGAGGUUUCCAUGGAUGGCUCGACUGGAUCACCUGGAGCAUAGAAUGUGGAUGGAAGAAAAGAAUAGCUCCAGUCUAUGGAUGGGAAAGACCUCCUUCCAUAGGUUAUCAUGCCUUCAUAAUGACAAACUUAAGCAACUGGCUGUGAAAAACUACGAGUUUCGGCAAACGACAUUCAAGAGUGAAUUGGAAGAACUGACAAGGUGGUCUAAGAGCUGGGGCCUUAGUGACAUGGGGUUCGGCCGAGAGAGAACUGCGUAUUGCUACUUCGCCGUUGCUGCUAGCACAUCACUACCUCAGGAUUCUGAGAUCAGAAUGAUGGUAGCAAAGAGUGCUAUAGUUAUCACAGUUGCUGAUGAUUUUUAUGAUAUGGAAGGCUCUCUUGAUGAUUUGGAAAAAAUCACAGAUGCAGUUCAAAGAUGGGAUGCUAAGGGCUUGAGUGGCCACAGGAAGACUAUCUUUGAUGCCGUUGACAGCCUUGUGAACGAAUUAGCAAGAAAAUACUCUCGGCAACACGGAACCGAUAUAACAAACAUUCUCCGAGAUAUCUGGAGUGAAACAUUUGCUUCCUGGUUUACGGAAGCUAAAUGGAGCAAAAGUGGAUUCAUACCUGCAGCUGAAGAGUAUCUUGAGACUGGCAUGACAUCCAUUGCUUCACACACCUUGGUUCUUCCAGCUUCAUGUUUCUUGAGUCCAAGCAUACCAGAUUACAAACUCAAUCCAGCCCAAUAUGAAAGCAUUACCAAAUUAUUAAUGGUCAUCCCUCGUUUGUUGAAUGACAUACAGAGUUAUAAGAAGGAACAAAAGGAAGGGAAAACCAACUUUGUUUUGCUCCACUUGAAAGAAAAUCCAGAGGCAGACAUCGAAGAUUCAAUUGCCUACGCCAGAGAGAUUCUUGACAAAAAGAAGAAAGAGCUGCUGGAACAUGCUCUAAUGGAUGGUUUUAAUGAUUUCUCUAAACCUUGCAGGCAUCUCCAUCUAUCUUGUGUGAAAGUUUUUCAGAUGUUCUUUGAUUCCAGCAAUAGAUAUGACUCCAACACAGAAAUGUUUCAAGACAUUCAAAAAGCAUUUUAUAUUCCUGUAGAAGUUGGAGCACCAAAGCCUCUGCUUCCUCAUUCCGGAUCAAAACAGAGAUAUCCAGCAGUAGUAGCCAACUAUCACUUCAAUCAGCGGUACAAAAAUCGAAGCAUUAGAUUGGCUGCAAAGAGUGUUGUUUCUCAUCCUAUUUCAGGAAAUCCAUACAUGAAUAUGCCCAUGGCACCAAAGUUAAAAUUCUGUUUCAUGUAAGUAAGUUAGUAAUUUAAUAUAAGAGAAUAAGAGCCGGUGAAGAAACUCUUGGGCUGUA